Molecule: messenger RNA, 1938 nt
Organism: Danio aesculapii
Lineage: Eukaryota; Metazoa; Chordata; Actinopteri; Cypriniformes; Danionidae
Gene: arl13a
Product: ADP-ribosylation factor-like 13A
Exons: 10
Coding region: 65-1366 (433 amino acids)
Biological process (GO): non-motile cilium assembly; receptor localization to non-motile cilium
Cellular component (GO): non-motile cilium; ciliary membrane
Molecular function (GO): GTPase activity; GTP binding
Source: RefSeq, a predicted model, not a curated record
AAGUCUGCACUGUCUCUGCCUGCUCCUCCCGCUGCUGGAUCCCACGGGUCCUAGUGCACACCGGAUGUGGUUAACCAAGUAUGAGUUAAGGAGACGAUGGUGCUCUCCCUGGUGUUCUCCACCUCAGGUCAACAUGUUCAACCUUAUGAGCAACUGCUGCAGCUGGGUCUCCAAACUCCAGCAACCCCUGAGGAAGAUUACAGUGCUGGUUGUCGGCUUGGACAAGGCAGGAAAAACCUCUUGCGUCAGAGGAAUGUUGAGAGUGCCUCCUGGAGAUGUAGGUCCUACUCAUGGAUGCGUCCGCACUGAAUUAAGGGUGGAGAACUACCUGGUUAAUAUACUGGAUAUAGGUGGAGGUCUGGAGGUGCGUGGCUCCUGGAGAGAGCAUUACGGUGAAGCUCACGGCAUCAUCUUUGUGGUGGAUUCAAGUGACAGACAACGAACGAAGGAGGUCAAAGAAGCUCUGGUGGACCUGCUGAAGCAUCCAAGAGUAGCAGGAAAGCCUCUGCUUGUGCUGGCAAAUAAACAAGACAAAAUGAAUGCUCUGCUGGGAAAUGAGCUCAUUGAAAUUCUCUCCCUAGAGAGGCUGGUCAACCAGAGCCGGUCGCUUUGCCAUAUUGAGCCAUGUUCUGCCUCAAUGGACCUCCGUCGCUGGUCAGACAGAAAAACCCUGCGGGGUCUGAGAUGGUUACUGCGAGCUGUGUGUCUGGACUACCCAGAUCUCUGUGCCCGCGUGAUGAGAGACGGCAGACGACCAUUAGGCCCAGAGGAAAAAGAUAGGAAGGGAAAAAUUGAGAAGAGCCGGAAUAAAACUAAAGAUGAGAAAAUACCCACAAGCAAAACAGAUAUUCGUCAAGAACAGCAUGGUGAAACUGUAAGAAAAAAUGGGACUCUGCAACCAAUCAAAAAUAUUCUAAAUAAGGAGAACUCUUUCAAAAAGAAAUUAAGCAAAAAGAAGAAGGUGAAGGUUAAAAUUAAGAAGGAGAGUCCAAGCAGAGGAGUAAAUGAGGAAGAGGAGACUGAAGCAAACGAAGCGGAACAGGAGCACAACAAUCAGAAAGAUAAAGCCAGCAGUGCAUUACUGCCUCCGAAACGUGGGAAGCUGAAACGCAAAGCCAAAGUAAAAGAAGAAAACUCAGGUUUACCAGAAUCCCCCAACAGUGAGCUCUCCAAACCCUCUAAAGGAAAAGAGGAAAGAAAGAGGAAAAAGAAGACGGUUAAAGUGAAACGAAAAAACAAGAUCAACACGGAGGAAGUUCCUGCUGCGUACACACAGCCUGUUGAUUUGUCCAAUACUUUCGACCUUUACCGAAAAGCUAUUUUGGCUCUCAAAGCCCGACAGGAACAGGAGAUGGUUUCGGGAUAGUACAGAAAAAGGAUCAUUGAUGUGAUGAAGAUCUUUGAAGAAAAGCUGAUAAACCCCUUUUGGAGGUCUUUUACCCACUGGACGAUGAACUGAACCCAUCUAGAGCUACCAACUAGAGCUACUGUUUUGUAACACUAGAAGGUCAGCAUCAAUACUUUUUGAGGUAACUUUUAAAAAAAGAUGUAAGUAAUUGUAUUAAGAAUUUGAUCAAUUAUUUAAAAGAAAAAUAGAAGAAAAACUUCCUAUGAAAGUGAUAUUAUUAACAGAGUUUUGUCUUCUAACUUGCAUGUGACCUAACCUAAAAUCAGUCAGUCUGAUGGUUUACUUUGGUGUGCAAUGCAACGAUAUAUUUGAAUUCCACAUGUGUUCUUUACAGGUUUGAAUAAGAUGCCUACUCCCUCUUUUUUUGUAAAAUGUUAUUUAUUUGUACAUCUUUCAAUCUUUUUAGCCAAUUUGUACUUUUUAUCGAUGUGUGAUGGUUUUAUAAAGAGAGAAAUUGAAUGAUGGGAUGCUUUGUUCAAAUAUUCAUCCCUGAUGUUUUUCAAUGAAACUAAUAAAUGUUGAUCAAAAUA